AUGUGUGGAAUCUUUGGAUACGUGAACUUUUUGGUCGACCGCUCCAGAGGAGAGAUCAUGGACAAUCUCAUCGAGGGACUCCUGAGAUUGGAGUACAGAGGUUACGACUCUACCGGUAUUGCCGUGGACGGUAAGGAAAAGGGAGAAAACUUCAUCAUCAAGACCCCAGGUAAGGUCAAGGUGUUGAAAGAAGAGAUCAUCAGACAGAACAUCGACCGUGACCAGAUCUUUGACAACCAUGUUGGAAUUGCUCACACCAGAUGGGCCACUCACGGUCAGCCCGAGUACCUGAACUGUCACCCACACCGUUCCGACCCAACGGGCGAGUUUAUUGUGGUUCACAACGGUAUCAUCACUAACUACCGUGAGUUGAAGACAUUGUUGCUCUCCAAGGGCUUCAAGUUCGAGUCUGAAACCGAUACAGAGUGUAUUGCCAAGUUGUUCAAGCACAUCUACGACACCAACGAGAAGGAUGGCGUGGACUUGGACUUAAACGAAUUAACCAAGCAGGUUUUGUACGAAUUAGAAGGUUCCUACGGUUUGUUGGUCAAGUCCACUCAUUACCCUGGUGAGGUCUGUGGAACGAGAAAGGGUUCGCCAUUGUUGGUGGGUGUCAAGACCGAGAAGAAGUUAAAGGUGGAUUUCGUGGACAUUGAGUUCCCCGAGAACCAGGACAACUUUGCCAACCCACACGGAGUCAACGGCGCUGAAUCCGCAUUGAGAACCUCUCAAUCAAGAGCUUUCUUUGCUGAUGACGGAAUUCCUUCGCCAGUGGAGUUCUUCUUGUCUUCUGACCCAGCUUCUGUGAUCCAACACACCAAGAAGGUGUUGUUCUUGGAGGACGACGACAUUGCUCACAUUUACGACGGUGAGUUGCACAUCCACAGAGCCAAGAAAUCUACUGCCGGUGAGUCUACUGUGAGACCUAUCCAGACGCUUGAGAUGGAGUUGAAUGAGAUCAUGAAGGGUCCAUACAAGCACUUCAUGCAGAAGGAGAUUUUCGAACAGCCAGACUCCACUUUCAACACUAUGAGAGGCCGUGUUGACUUUGAGAACAACACCGUCAACUUGGGAGGCUUGAAGUCGUGGUUGCCUACCGUCAGAAGAUGCAGAAGAAUCAUCAUGAUUGCGUGCGGAACCUCUUACCACUCUUGUUUGGCCACCAGAUCUAUUUUCGAGGAGUUGACCGACAUUCCUGUUUCUGUGGAGUUGGCCUCCGACUUCUUGGACAGAAAAUCUCCAGUUUUCAGAGACGACACCUGUUUGUUUGUCUCGCAGUCCGGUGAAACUGCAGACUCCAUGAUGGCCUUGCAGUACUGUUUGGAGAGAGGUGCUUUGACCGUUGGUGUGGUGAACUCGGUUGGUUCCAGUAUGUCUAGACAGACCCACUGUGGUGUCCACAUCAACGCCGGUCCUGAGAUCGGUGUGGCCUCCACGAAGGCAUACACCUCGCAGUACAUUGCCUUAGUUAUGAUUGCCCUUUCAUUGUCCAACGACUCCAUUUCCAAGAGAGAACGUCACAUUGAGAUCAUCAAGGGCUUGAAGAAGAUCCCCGAGCAAAUCAAGAAGGUUUUGCUCUUGGAAGAUAAGAUUAAGGAGUUGUGUAACACCUUUUUGGACAAGCAGAAGUCCUUGUUGUUGUUGGGUCGUGGUUACCAGUUUGCUACUGCUUUGGAGGGUGCUUUGAAGAUCAAGGAAAUCUCGUACACACACUCGGAGGGUGUUUUGGCAGGAGAGUUAAAACACGGAGUGUUGGCCUUAGUUGACGGUGAGUUGCCAAUUAUUGCCUUUGCCACAAGAGAUUCCUUGUUCCCUAAGGUCAUGUCUGCCAUUGAACAAGUGACUGCUAGAGAUGGAAGACCUAUUGUCAUCUGUAACGAGGGCGACGAUGUGAUGAGCGAUAAGGCUUACGCCACCUUGCAUGUUCCAUUGACUGUGGACUGUUUACAGGGAUUGUUGAAUGUGAUUCCUUUGCAGUUGAUGAGCUACUGGUUGGCAGUGAACCGUGGUGUGGAUGUUGAUUUCCCACGUAACUUGGCCAAGUCCGUUACGGUGGAGUAG
Sungouiella intermedia is the source of this 2061-nucleotide messenger RNA. The record is from the annotation of a GenBank genome assembly. Lineage: Eukaryota; Fungi; Ascomycota; Pichiomycetes; Serinales; Metschnikowiaceae.